Messenger RNA from Dromaius novaehollandiae (emu), 8553 nucleotides. It is a transcript of the gene KLHL25, whose product is annotated as kelch like family member 25. Lineage: Eukaryota; Metazoa; Chordata; Aves; Casuariiformes; Dromaiidae. Bases 1891 to 3660 code for a protein of 589 amino acids. The record is from RefSeq and is a predicted model, not a curated record. Gene Ontology annotation, molecular function: protein binding. The transcript has 3 exons.
AGAAGCGAGAGCAGGAAUGUGGUAGAGGCCAAAUUCUGUUCUACGUGCAGCCACUUCUGAGAAGUGCCUGAGAGUACGUGUCAGCUCUGUUCGUCACUGCAGUUAAAUAUUGCUUAAAUUUAAGCAUACAAAGUGUAGAAGAUCCUUUCAGUUUUGGGCUUCUGAGGUGCAGAAGGCUACCGAUUAUGCAAAAAACCCAUCAGAUAAAAUAGCUGCUGCCUGCAGUUUCUGUUCAUCCGAUACGUGUGGGAUGAUGCCAAAGUGUCUGGUAGAUUGAGAUGCAGGGGGGUGUGGGCGGAGGGAAGAAUGAAUCUGUACUGCUUCCCUGUUCGUGUCCAGCUCCAGCAGGAUUCAAGAAGUAGGCACCCUUCGCUGUUUGCCCUCAAAACAAGCUGUUUGGGAAUUGCUGAAAAAUACAGGGCAAGCCUCGCUGGUGAGGUGGCCGUGCACCUGAGUUUAGAGGCUGCCUAAGUUUCAGUUUAUUGGGGUGCUUAGCCCGGGUGAUCCGUGACCAGUGACACCAGUGUCAUAGCCCUGCUCCAGGGAGGCCCUCCGGCUUCAGGCCGUGCUGGGGACCAGCAGCGGGACAUCUGCGGCGUGGCCAACAGUCCUCGCGGGGACUCCCUGCUCGUUUCCCAGAUGCUGUUCAAUACCGGUUGGAUAAAAAUACUAUUCGGUUACCCACUGCCCUGGGUAAGACGUUUGAUGUUAGAUGCUUGACUUUUUUGUUUUUUAAUAAUCACAGCAGCUCUGCUGCAGCUUUUAUAUAGGCAUUUUUCAUUUCUAAAUGACCUGCCCCUUCCAUUCUGAGUAGCGGCUUUUCUAUUCUUAGUCUCAAAAAAAAAUAAUGUUGCCUUCCUGUAAUCUUUUGUUUGUUUCCCUAGCUGUCCUAUAUGAAUUGCUUAAUUUUCUGUGGAUAAGCAAACCAAAGGUUAACGGUGAAUGCCUGACCUGAGCUGUGAGCUAAAAAAGCAAUAGCGCUGGCAGGGUGGUUUCUGAGGUUGUAGGCACAGGAAUCUGAAUCGAUAGCUUUUAGCAGACUCAUAAAUGUUUCAUUUGUUUUCCUCAGUUCAGCGUUAUAGAGAUUUGGCUCGGGAAUCCAUAUAACCUCUUGAAUUAGCGUUGUCCCUGCGCUGGGUGUAGACUCUGGAGACCAUUUCCUUCAGAUGCGUGCCGGGGUGCAGCUCCGCCGCUUAGUAAUGGCAUUUUCCUUCCUGUUUGGGAGCCUUGAUUACACGCAGCCGCCCGUCACAAGCGGAACGAGUUUGGCAGCCUCAGACGCAGGCCGUAGGGAUGUUGGCAGGGCCAAAUCAAAACAGCUGCGGCGAUGCUGCUGCCUGCUUCGCAGGGCGGCUAGGAGCCGGGGCCGCUGGGGCACGUGCGGGUUUCCACGCCGCUCGGGGCAGAGACCCUUUCCCCGGCCCGAGGUGCUGCCCGAGGCGCUGCAGGCCGGGGGACAGGAGGCGCGUGAGGAGAGGGCGACUCAGGCAGCGGGUCUGGCGGUCGGCCUGGGCCUGAGCUCGUCCGCCCACGGAGCGUGGGAGGGCGGCGCUGGCCGGGUCAGGGCCAGCACGGCUGUGGGGGGCCGGCCCGCGCCCCCGUCCCGCCUCGGCCCUUGCCCUGUGAAUCAGGAGCCUGCAGGCCGCGCCUGCAGCACCCCGGCGACUCCGCUCGCUUCUCGGCGGCGGUUUGGGAACGGAGCCCCGUUAGCCGGGAUGAGGCGGCGGCUGGCCGACUUUCCCCAGCUUAGAGUUCCUAUCACCGAAAACUGGAUGCCGCCUGGCGCAGUGGCUUUGCUCCGCCUGCUGUCACAGGGUCCCUUAGCGGAGGCCUGGCAGCCGAGACCGGGGCGCUGGCGCCGGCUCCCCGGGAGGCAAUAACUCUGUCAUCAUGUCAGUCAGCGUCCAUGAGAACCGUAAAUCCCGAACUAGCACCGGCUCCAUGAACAUCUUGCUUUUUCACAAAGCUUCCCACCCAGACUGCGUCUUGUCCCAUCUGAACACCCUCCGGAAGCACUGCAUGUUCACCGAUGUCACCCUCUGGGCAGGAAACAGGUCAUUCCCAUGCCAUCGGGCAGUGCUGGCUGCUUCUAGCAGGUACUUUGAAGCCAUGUUUAGCAAUGGCCUCCGUGAAAGCCUGGAUGAUGAGGUGAAUUUCCACGACAGCCUGCACCCGGAGGUGCUCGAGCUGCUGUUGGACUUUGCUUACUCCUCUCGGAUCAUCAUUAAUGAGGAAAAUGCAGAGUCCCUCCUGGAGGCUGGAGACAUGCUUCAGUUCCAUGAUGUCCGAGAUGCAGCAGCUGAGUUCCUGGAGAAGAACCUCUACCCUUCCAACUGCCUGGGCAUGAUGCUGCUCUCGGAUGCUCAUCAGUGCCGGAGGCUCUAUGAGCUCUCCUGGAGGAUGUGCCUGGUCAACUUUGAAACUGUUCACAAGAGUGAGGAUUUCAACAACCUUUCCAAGGACACUCUUCUGGACCUCAUCUCCAGUGAUGAGUUGGAAAUUGAAGAUGAAGAAAAGGUCUUCAAGGCUGUCAUCCAGUGGGUAAAAUACGAUCUGGAAGAGCGGAAGGCUUAUCUCCCAGAGCUUCUGAGGAACGUUCGCCUGGCCUUACUUCCUUCUGAAUGCCUCAAGGAAGCCUUGGCUUGUGAGGACCUCAUCAUGGUCGAUGAAAGAAACAAACUUGUCUUGGAUGAAGCUAUUCAGUGCAAGAAGAAGAUCCUCCAGAAUGAUGGAGUGGUCACCAGCCCCUGUGCCAGGCCUCGCAAAGCUGGGCACACCUUAUUGAUCCUGGGAGGACAGACCUUCAUGUGUGAUAAGAUCUACCAAGUGGAUCACAAAGCAAAGGAAAUUAUCCCCAAAGCAGACCUGCCAAGUCCACGGAAGGAGUUUAGUGCCUGUGCCAUUGGCUGCAAAGUAUAUAUCACUGGAGGUAGGGGCUCAGAAAAUGGCGUCUCCAAAGAUGUAUGGGUGUAUGACACUGUUCAUGAGGAAUGGUCAAAAGCUGCCCCAAUGUUAAUAGCUCGGUUUGGGCACGGCUCAGCUGAAUUGGAGAACUGCCUGUAUGUGGUUGGUGGACACACUGCAGUAGCUGGGGUCUUUCCUGCAUCACCUUCUGUUUCCUUGAAGCAAGUGGAGAAGUACGAUCCCACAUCCAACAAAUGGACGAUGGUGGCCCCUUUGAGAGAUGGAGUGAGCAAUGCUGCUGUGGUAAGCGCCAGGCUCAAGCUUUUUGUCUUCGGUGGGACCAGCAUUCACCGGGACAUGGUGUCCAAAGUGCAGUGCUAUGAUCCAGUUGAGAAUCGGUGGACGAUCAAAGCAGAAUGCCCGCAGCCCUGGCGCUACACUGCAGCUGCUGUCCUGGGCAGCCAGAUUUUCAUCAUGGGGGGAGACACAGAGUUCACGGCAGCGUCCGCCUACCGCUUUGACUGCGAAACGGACCAGUGGACGCGCAUUGGGGAUAUGACAGCCAAGCGCAUGUCGUGCCAUGCUCUGGCCUCGGGGAAUAAACUCUAUGUGGUGGGGGGUUACUUUGGGACUCAGAGGUGCAAAACACUGGACUGCUAUGACCCUACGUCAGACACGUGGAACUGUAUCACAACGGUGCCUUAUUCACUCAUCCCCACAGCAUUUGUCAGCACCUGGAAGCAUUUGCCGUCAUGAGGGUUAGGGGCCUGGGGCUAAUAUCCAGGAAUACAAUAAGGUAAGGGCCUCUUCUGCUAAAAAUGAAACUUGUUGUCUCGCCUCAAAUGCGUCUCCACACCAUGCUGAAGCCAAGGUUCCAGUUUGCUCACCUUUUAUGAGAAGGGUAUGUUUGAAGGGAGAGACAAAGCACCAGAAAAGAAUAAUCAGUUCUGUGAUGUUUAAGUCUAACUAGCUUCCUGCUUUUUCUUGUCUCAAGAUGAUCCCCUCAAUAACAUAAGAGAUGCUUGGCUAUAUAGCCAUGUAGGUGGUUGCAAGCAACUCCUUUGCCCUCAUUCUGAGCUACCUGAAUGUGCCAGCCUCCAUCUUUCUCUCUGCUUUAUAAUAAUGCUGUGUCUAAGCUAGCUGCUGUGUGUGGGUGGGUAUGGGAGAGCAGAUCUGUUCAUGCCUACUCACAUGGGUAUGACCUUAGAAUACAUCCUGUCCCCAUGUGGUUGAGGGAAAUGCAGAUUAAGAUGUCUACACACACUUACAUUUGAGAUCUGCGAGACACUUGGGCAGCAAGUGCUUUGUAAAAAAUCUCAAUAGUUUGGUAUUUUUCCUGGGCAUUGGGAGAUGCGUUUGGUGCUGAUGAUUAUGUGGGCAGCUGACCCUUGGGAUACUGGAGGAUCCUGGAUCUCUUUUUAAGCUGUGUAUUUACAGUUCAGUGGGUAGCAGAAGCAGGGACUUAGAGGCCAUGAUGCAUUUGAUGUUCCUGGUGUUUAUUUAGCAUCCAGACUGUUGCUUGUUAAAUCAGAACUUCUGAGAUUUCUAUGUGAGACAUGAGUGGGAGGGAAGGGGUUUUGUAACCAGAAGAAUGUGUUUCAAGGUGUGUGAGAACAAGAAGGCUGGUGGAAACUCAUGAUAUCCUGUCUCAUUCUGGUGCUCUGGUUCUCACUUCCUCAGGGAAAGUGCUGCUGCAAAGCGACAGGACAGGGCCAGGAGACCUGGUAAUUGGUUCCUCCUUUCCUCCCUAGUGGGAUGUUUGGCCGCCCGUCUGGUUACUGGUUUUGCUCUGCUUAGGCUUGCACAUCUUGAUCUGUCUAUGCCAAAAUGCAGCUGGCCAAGGAAAGGCAGAAAACUCACCUUGCAUUGUGAAAACAGCUAUUGACAUGGGCACUUGGAUACACCAUCUUUACAAGAAAUCCCUAACAUCCCUGCUACGCCUGGCUGCAGAUUUCACAGUGCUGGCAAUACGUGCAGCCCUGCUUUGGUGGUUGAAGACUAACUACCAGCUAGCUGAAGGAGCCUGGAAGCCCUGGCAUAUUGGGGCAGAUUGGACAAGCUUCACGUAGGGUUUUAUUUGGGAGGUGGGACUGUGGGGAGAGAAGUUCUUCCAUAUCUUCACCAAAAUCCACUUCACAUGAUAUGGGAAAGAAAGAAUGCUGCCCAAACCCUCUAACACCCUCUCACUUUCCUGCUCCGCACUUAGUGUGGUUGGUGUGCCUGGGAAUCGCCCAGCGGGCUGGAAUUACUGCAGGGGUCUGGCAUUUCCCAGGGAGCUUCUUUUUUGAUGCCAGCUGGGAACAGAGGAGGAUCUCCUGGCACCUCUGCUGGGGGUUUGCCCAAUGUGACCACCUGCUUUUCUCAAGCACUCGGUGGGGUGGGAAAAGCACCCUGAGCAUUAUGCUGGCCUUCAAUUUGAGAAAUGCCUGGUUUUAACAUGGACUGGAUCACAGUGAGGGCAUGGUAAGGGUGGAAAGGGUUAAUAUGAGAUUUCUCUGAGCCUUUCCAGCACUGGAAGAUAAUGGCCUUACCAAAUUCUCCUUCUCAGGCGUUGCCUAGCAUCUGUCACAGUGGCUCAGUAAUCUAAUUAACUGCCACUUGGCUAUUAAAUAUUGCAGCAAAGAGUGUGAGGACUCCAUCAUUUUCAGCUCAGGUCAAUGAGGCCUCCCCUUAAGAGCCAUCCUAGAGCUGAAAAUUAAUUUUCUCUGGUAGCAGAUGCAUCUGAAUAUUAAACCUCAAUGCCAGCCACACCACUGGGAAUAGGAAUAGGAAUAUCUUGAGGUGAGAGUUGAUUCUCAGCCGCCAAAUAUACACAGCCAUUACUUUCCUCUCCUCCCUUUUUCCUCUGUGUACUGUUUUUGAAUAGCCCAGACCUCAUCAACAGCUUUGUGGGGGAUACAUAGAUAUUUUCCCCUGCAAUCUGGAGCCUUGGGACAAGCACAAGAGACCUAGGAACUCAUAUCUACCAACCUGCAAAUAAAGCUGGUGAAAAGUCACUGUAUAAAGGUUUUAUGUGCUUUUUGGCUUCAUUUCUGCUCUUCGGUUAAAAGACGUAUUUAAAAUAUACAUGAGUUCUUGCCAGAGAGAAUGCUUCUUGACUUCAUUUUUAUAGAGGGUGUUUUUUUUUUUUUUUCUUUUAAACGAAGUUUAUUGUUAUGGCCUCGGCCACUGACAUCUCCUUAAAUCAAAGCAUGGAGACUAGCGAGUGAAAGCCAGGUCUGAAUGUCUCCGACCUGCACGCACAGCCCGGGCUGUGCCAGUGAGCUCCUGCACGUUCGCCUUGGCUCGGCGGAGGGGGAGGCUCCAGGCGCCCGUCCUCGCUGCACGCGUGCCCAGCUGGGUUCCAAAAUUUGGAGUAACGGGCUAUAGGGUCCCACAAGAGCUCCGUUGUCCUGCAGUGGUCGUGCCAAAGGGUUUUGCCCCCAGGGUGUGAGGGUCUCUGCUGCAACGCCUGGCUAGCGCCUUGGUCCCUAUGGGCUCCUCCUUCAAGGAUGGGCAGCCAGGAGGCAGGUUGCCCAGCCCCGCUCCCCAGGGAUCUUCUCCGAGUGCUGGGGUGUUUUGGGAGGAGGUAGCCGAGCACUUUGUCAGCUGCACAGCUGUUGCUAAUCCUAUGGGGAAUUCCCAUGAGGAAAGAUCCAAGGUGCCCUACUGAGCAGAGCAAGCCAGGCUGCUAGGGAAAGGCCUGGGCGGUUGCACUGUAGGAAAUAAUACUUUGUACCUUUGGAGAGGGAAAAAAAAAAACCCAAAACAAAAAAACCCCACUUCUCACCUAUAAACUAGUGAGGUUUUAUUCAUACAGACUCUGAAAUCUAAAUAAGCUGUCCCUGAAAAAUGUCGAUCAUAAAACACCAAGCCUGCUUUUAAUUUAAAGCAUAAAACUGAUGAGCUGGGACGGUUCCUGUGGGGGUUGGCCUUUACCCAUCCCAGCCGGAGCCCGGGCCAGCCUCGCGCCAGCACACCUUUCAGCAGACGUCCCAGUGCCCCUGCCAAGAAUGCAGGGUGACAUUAAUUUAGUGCAUAUUGCCAGCAGUAAUUCCAGGGAUCAAGCAAGCUUAGCAGUUUAAGAAGUGAGAGCCUAACCUCUUCCACCACGUGGCUGGGAAGCUUGUGUGCCUCCAGUGAUCAGCGGCCUGAGAAGUACUGUGGUUUCACUGGUGCCGCCUGGGGCAAAGCGGGCCGGGGGCCUUCCUCUGCUCCGCUGGGCUUUCUGAGGAGACCCACUCGAAUAUCUUCUCUAACAUGUCACCUGGCCUCUACCCUGGUUUAACGCACAAAGUUUGACUAAAGCCGGUGUUUAACUCUCCGAUGAAGAUGCAGGAUAGAACUGGCUGAGCCAGCUCUGGGGUUCCCACAGGAAUUACGGCAUGAGGAGGCGAAUGGUUACGAAAGGGAAAUGCGAUACCAAGCGCUCUGCUCAUAAAGACUCUGUGUAUUUAUAAACAUAAGCAAGACCCAACCAGGAGCUUGGGGAAUGAUGCUGGGUGGUCUGUUCUGUCCCAAACAGACUAGUAUCAAAGCACCAGAAGUGACAACUGAUGUGGAUAGUUUUGCAUUUCCUGAGAGGUAAUGUCAGGCUCUACCAGGAGCAAGUUCUCCAAACUGCUUGUCUCCAGAAAGAAAGUGGAUUCUCCAAGCUAUCCGUCCCCUACAAUGCUCUUAUUUUUGUUGGUCCUAAGGGCAGGAGUCAAAAAUGGGCUUGAGCCAGAGAAAGAGUCUUUACCUGGGAGUGAGAGCAAUCACCUGAGAAGAGGGAGCCACGGGUUGCAGGUCCUGCUCCUGUGCUAUUUAGCUAAAACAGAAAUACAAAGUGGAACAGCUUCAGAGGAGAAGAUUGGGAAACAGAAAAACUUGCUGCAGCAUGUGCAGGAGUCAGGUGUGUUGAGCAUCAUCCCAGGACAGGAGAGAGGCUCAUCUCUGCCCCAGGUUGGACAGAUGGGGGAUUUGGGCGUAGGCUUCCCGGAGGUACAAAAAGGAGGGGCCUUUCCCUCCUCUUGGCACCCAGCUCAGGAUCUGAAGUGAAACUAGCCAGCUGAGAGCUGGGGAAGAUUAAACGACGGGGACAGUAGCUGUGUCCCUCUUCUCUGGCUCCUGAGACGUCUCUGCUCCCGUCUCAGACCAGGAAGAGCCACCUCCCACGGUGGUUAGCGCAGUCACUCAAGGUGCGGGAGAUAUAGACUCCCAUCCUUGCAGUGCCUGAUUUAGCACCAGGGCUUGGACUUGCAGUCCUUGGAAGUGCUGGAACCACUAGGGUAGGCCCUAGUGGCCCGGGCAGGCGCCGGGUCACCGCUCGCUCACCAGCGUGGUGUUUCUGCAGAGCCGCGCACCUCCAGCAGCGGAGACCCCCCCCUACCCCGAGCCUGCCAACCCCAGCGGGACCCUCCUCGCAGGGAGGCCUGUAGACAGCCGAGACUGGUGGGCAAAUGACAGCUCACACUUUUCUUCCUGGGUCUGCCACAUCUUGCUCUUGGGUGGACACUGCAGCACCCAUCGCGUGAGGUUGCGGCUGGGCGGUGGCUUCGCGGCAGCUGUGGCACCUGAAAGCUGAACCUUGGCCCCACAGUUCCUGUGAACAUUUAGGCGCAGUGCCAGGCCCAGAACUAUACUCUAAUCUGCCAGGCUGCAGUCGCAAUAAAAGUCGGAUCUGUUCAA